CAGCCGGGCGGCGCUCGCUCCUCUGCGGCUGUCCCGGUGCGCAAGGUGGAGCCGCCCGGCACUGCCCGGCCCCGGCUGCCCCCGCCUUGCCGCCCGUAAUGCCGAGGGCUCCGGCGGAACCGCAGAAUCCUCCGGUGGGGCGGGGGAGCCUCCGCUCGGGGGUCCUGAUGGCGGCUGCGCGGGGCUCCGGGUGCUGCAAACCCCUGGCCACCAAACCCCGUCACUGCCCCCGCAUCCCCGAGAUGCGCUGCGGGCCCUUCGCCCUCCCUCCAGCCCGCUCUCGUUUUCCGCAGCCGGGAUGAGCCCCGCGCCCUCCCGGCUCCGCUGCGGAAACGGGCGCAGGUUGCUGUGGAAUCGCUCUCGGCUCCAUUUCGGCAUCUUCCCUAGGUGGCCCCGAGUGCAGACGUUCCAGAGCCUACAGCUGGAGCGGGAAAUGUGUUUGGCUUCAAAUUGCACCCAGGCCAGGGUGAAUCUGUCCCUGCGCCCACGGCUGGAGGAUGGGAAGGCUUCCCUGGCCAUCAAGUACCAGGAGCUGCAGGAGAUCCGAGAGGCGUGUUGGGACAAACAGCAGCGCCUGGAGGUUUACCUGGAGAAGUGGAGCCCACAGAGUGCCCUGGGCCAGCUCCAAGCCAAGCUUGAUGCCUCCGAAGCAGAGUCAGAGGCACAGAUAAAGCAGUUCCUGACCCAGGACCUGCCCCUCGAGUCCUUUCUGGAGUCCUUCUGCCAGAGCCGCACACGCUCCCACGUCUGCCGGACGCAGCUGGAGAAACUGCAGGAGCUGCUGCAGAAGGACCAGGUGCAGAAGGACCAGGUGGGCAGGGACCCUGUGGGCCCUGCAGGGUGCCCAGGUGCCCCAGCUAGCAUGACACCAGCCCGCCUUGCCCCAUUGCAGAGUGGAGCAGCCCCCAAAGCCUUUGAUCUCUCCUACGGCUUCGUGCCUGCCUUCCUCAUCCCCUCGGAGGCUGUUGCGCCCUUUCCCGUGCCGGCUGCACCUCCCAAGCACCAUCUCCCAGCCCUGGAACAGCAGCCAGCAUCCCCCAGCUCUGAAAUCCCCAGCCUGGGCUCUCCCCUGCGCCUCGUUGGACACAUCCCCCUGCUCAGCCCCCAGCCUGGCCGCGGGCAGCAGCAGCCCCAACACCAGAAGCAGGAGCCUCCACACCGGUAGCAGGGCAAGGAUGGGAGAUGUCCCUGCUCCUGUGCCUCCACGGGAGCUGUGCAGGAACGCCGUGGGCAGGGAAGAACAGGGGUGGGGGGUGGUGUAGGCACAGCUCCAAAGGGCUGCAGGGUGUGUGGGGCAGGCACAGGGGCGGGUGCUCACUCGGUUGGGGCAGGUGCCAUGGCUGGGUAGGGGUCCUGCAUUUGGGGAGCUGCAGGGGGGAGGUCUCUGCAUCCACAGCAAGGGGAACAGUGACAGGAAGUGGGGGUGGGUGGCUUGUAGGGAUGUCAGUGGGCUUAGCUGGGAGGGAUAGCAGGGAAAGGGCACAGGAGAGCUGGGUCUGCCACAUGCUUCCUAAAUAAAGCCUCUUUCCAUGC
This is a messenger RNA of Parus major (Great Tit), 1533 nucleotides long. It is a transcript of the gene VPS37D, whose product is annotated as VPS37D subunit of ESCRT-I. Gene Ontology annotation, biological process: protein targeting to membrane; ubiquitin-dependent protein catabolic process via the multivesicular body sorting pathway; protein targeting to vacuole. Gene Ontology annotation, cellular component: ESCRT I complex. The record is from RefSeq and is a predicted model, not a curated record. The transcript is spliced from 4 exons. The coding region runs from base 299 to 1165 and encodes 288 amino acids. Lineage: Eukaryota; Metazoa; Chordata; Aves; Passeriformes; Paridae.